Molecule: messenger RNA, 4502 nt
Organism: Cryptotermes secundus
Lineage: Eukaryota; Metazoa; Arthropoda; Insecta; Blattodea; Kalotermitidae
Product: metabotropic glutamate receptor 3
Exons: 18
Coding region: 236-3268 (1010 amino acids)
Biological process (GO): regulation of synaptic transmission, glutamatergic; G protein-coupled glutamate receptor signaling pathway
Cellular component (GO): membrane
Molecular function (GO): group II metabotropic glutamate receptor activity
Source: RefSeq, a predicted model, not a curated record
GGUUGGCAGCAGCGGCUGGAGGAGUCGGUGCGUUAGGAUUCGUCAAAGUUGCGUGUGAAAUAAAUUUAUUUCUCUCGCAGUGGCCGCAGGAUGUUCGUCAGCUGUGAGCACACUGGACAGGAAAGAGAGCGCUGCACUCCGUGAGCACAUCUGUGUGUGCCAGCUGAACAACACGCGGCCCCAUAGUGUGUUAGUGUGUUUCUGUGCUUCUCACAGUGGCAUCUGAGCUGCAGCGAUGCACGCGGGGUGGCUAGCGGUCUGGUUGGGGCUCCUGGCCCCCUCCUCGGGCGGCUCCCGAAGGUUUCUCAACUACACUGGGGACAUCAUGCUGGGGGCACUCUUCCCCAUUCACCACAAGGGGUCCGGUGGGGCCGAGUGUGGCAAAAUACAGUUGGAGGAUGGAGUACAGCCACUCGAGGCAAUGCUGUACACCCUGGAGCUCAUAAACAGGAAUCCAGACCUGCUGCCGGGGAUCAAACUCGGCAUGAUCGCGUAUGAUUCCUGUGAUAGCCCUGCAUAUGCUCUUGAACAGACCCUCGACAUCAUUAAAGGUUUCAUUGCACACUACAGCGAGUUCCACGAACCUGAGUUCCAGUGUAAAGAUGGCAGCACACCGAAAUUCCGGGGCGGCGGGUUCGAUAAAGUAGUGGCCGUCAUUGGGGCGCAGUCCAGUUCCGUCACUAUACAGGUGGCAACGAUGUUGCGACUGUUCCGUGUGCCACAGGUUAGCUACAUGGCAACAUCACCAUCACUGAGUGACCAGAAUCGCUUCCCAUAUUUCUUCCGCACAGUGCCAAGUGACGUCAAUCAGGCUCAUGCAAUGCUGGAGAUACUCAGGCAGUUCAACUGGACAUACGUGUCAGUGGUGCACUCUGACAACGAGUAUGGGAACCAUGGGUUCGAGAUAUUGAGCUCGCUGGCCGGGAGAUACAAUGUCUGCUUUACAGCGGCACAGCACAUCGACAAAGAGAACUUCAGUGACAGGGACUACGAUGGUGUGCUCAACAAUAUCGUCAACAAGACGGAGGUUCGUGUGGUGGUGGUUUUUGCGGACAAGUUCAUGACUCAGAAGCUAAUGGAUGCUGCUGGACGCCAUGGUAUCACGCGUCGGUUCGUAUGGAUAUUGUGUGAUGCUUGGAAUGCUGCACCCACCCAUCGUGGUAUUGACAUCGCCUUUAGGCGCCCAAUGACUGGUGAUGGUAAGAUGCAACAGCCACCUGCAGAUACAUCAGAGGCACAAAAUGAUGAGAGAGUAUUGGAAGGGGCCCUGGCUGUUCAGCCUUUGUCCCGCAACCUUGCAGGCUUUGACACUUACUUCAAGUCCCUCAGUCCCAGCCAUGGCACAAUCAAUCCCUGGUUUGAAGAGUGUCUCAGAGAGUACUGUAGAAGGCAACACAGUGGUGCUCACUACAGACUUCCUUCAUUACAGAUACAGGGUGACAUGACAAGCCCACCAGAAGAGAUCACUACAUGGACAGACAUUACGUCAGACAGCACCACAGGGGCCACAACACUGGAGACUCCCGAGACAUGUGAGCAGCAUGGGGGGCGGAGGUAUCGGCAACAGAAGUACCUGCAUUUUGUGCGUGACGCUGUGUAUGCUGUGGCACAGGCCCUGCAUAACCUGCAAGCGAGCCUGUGUGGGCCUGGUUUCACUGGGGUGUGUGAAGACAUGCGCCACAUUGACAGUGAUCUCCUGCGGACAUAUCUCGCCAAUGUUACCUUCAACGAUGAGGGAGGUAGGCCUUUCAAGUUCAUAAAUGGUCGGGAUGGACCGCCACGAUAUUCCAUACUGAACUUCCAGAGAGACAGCAAUGGUCACCGCUACCACUGGAAAGCUGUCGGCAACUACACGCUGGAUGACAAUGGAUUGCCGAUACUCAACAUUGACCAUGAUGCUAUUAGCUACCGGAAAGGAGAGGCCUUCCCAACAUCCACCUGUGCCACACCAUGCGCCAUGCACCAGGUUAAAAUCCAGCAACGAGAAGAUACAUGUUGCUGGCGCUGUCGGAGUUGCGGCAAGUACCAAGUCAAGGUAGACGAGUACCACUGCGAGGACUGUGCAAUGGGAUCCCUGCCCUCACAUGACCACUCUCGCUGUGUGGCCAUCCCUGAAGAGUUUAUUGACUACCAGAACCCCUGGGCUAUUGCAGCCAUGGCAGUUGCAAGUCUCGGAAUCCUGGCUACCGUGUUUGUGCUAGUCAUCUUCUGGACAUACAGUGACACGCCUAUAGUAAAAGCUUCUGGACGCGAGCUGAGCUACCUUUUACUGGUAGGAACACUGGCAUCUUUCUGUGUCACGUUUGUGAUUGUGGCACGCCCUACGCCCUUCACUUGUGGCCUGACACGAUUCUUCCUUGGUUUCUGCUACACACUUUGCUAUGCAGCCAUAGUCACCAAGACCAAUCGCAUAGCACGCAUCUUCAGUAAUCGACCGAUCUCUCCCCACAAGACAAGGUACACGAGCCCAACGUCUCAGCUGGUUAUAACAGCUCUGCUGACAUCUGUGGAGAUCGUGAUCAAUGUAUCAUGGCUCAUGUAUGAACCACCUUCUGUGACACACUCAUUCCCGACACGUGAGUCACGCCUGCUCAUCUGUGAGGGGCUAGAGAACUACUCCUACAUGGUGGGACUCCUCUACCCCUUUAUUCUCAUAGGUUUAUGUACAGCAUAUGCUGUGAAGACACGCAAGUGUCCAGGUGGCUUCAAUGAAACGCGGCACAUAGCCUUCACCAACUACACUGCCAUCAUCAUCUGGCUUGCAUUUGUGCCACUCUACCUCGCUUCAACCAGCAACUCCAUCAGGGUUGUCACCCUGGCAAUAUCCCUGUCCCUCAGUGGACUGGUACAGCUGGGAUGCCUGUUUUCUCCAAAGGUGUACAUUGUGCUGUUCAAACCAGAAAAGAAUACAAAAGAAGUUGUCAUGUCCCAGCAUCGCAGCUCAUCUUAUCUUGCCACGCCAACAACCGCCAACCAAACGCCCGUUCCAGUUGUUGUCAGUGCAGGGGGCAUGCACCAUGUGCAGGAUGCUUCAGAUGUGACAGUCAGUGCUGGGUCUGUGGUUGCAGAACUUAACAGGAAGGCCCAGCAGCAUAAGCUUAGGCCACAGUACAGCCCACAGGUGGCCCGCACAUGGAGAGGACGACCACUGCCAACACCCAUGGGUCAAAACUCCCCAGUACAUAAUCAGUCAUCUACAAGCUCCAUCAGAGAAGAGGACUCGAUUGACAUUUCUGAGCAGGCAAGCACUAAAUCCAGUCCAGCGUGAAGGAGAGGACAGGAUUCUGUGACACCAGAAGAACCCUCUUGUAAGGAAAUGAGUACUGGAGCAUCUGGGUGCUGAGAUAUAGCUAAGAUAUAGCCAUUGCUCAGUGGCAGGGUUAACUUGUUUACAGUCACAUUUAAACCUUCAUGCAAGUCACUUCUGAAAACAUUCAAUACAAGAAUUUCACUUUCCUUCUGUUAAAAGUCUCAUGUUUUGGAAGGGAUCAGAUUUUUUUAGUAUAUUUUUUAUUCUUCCAAAAAUACAAGAGAGUGUCUCAGACCAAAUGAAAAGUAUCUAAUUUUUGGCUUCAAAAUUAUCUUGCAUCAUUUGUGAAGUCACAAACUCAUUUGUAUUUGUUUGAUUUAAGCAAAUGACUUAAAAAUCAACAUUAAGCAUAGAAUUUCUGUCAAUCUAUGUCCAUAACUUCAGUAACAAUGACAAUAUUGUUGCCAUGAAGUGCCAGACACAACAUGCUGAGUCUCAUUUCAUACAUACAGCUGCAAUCAUGAAAACAAAAAUGUAACAACUUUUCAUAUUGCUUCAAAAUAUAAUUCUGGUCUGCAAGUCUUGCCACAAAGUAGGCUGGGCUAGAAUAAAACAUUCCAAUGAAUGUGGCCUCUGACAGGUUUCAGUUUUCCAAAGAAAAUAUAAAAUUGGUGUGAAGUAUGAGAAAAGAGUCUUUACUUUAUUGUGAAGACACUUCAGUGCUUGAGAUUAUUUCCAUUAACGUGAAUGAAAAUUUCCGUCUUGUUGAAUUAUCUCUGUCCCCUUUAUAGAAACAUGGUGUGCCCUUAUUCUGCACUUUCCUUUUAAAUCAUAUGUUAUCCUAGUUCUCAGAAACGUUUAAUGUACUCAAAAAUACUUAAAUUAUAAAAAAAGUUUUUUACUGUAUUCCAAAAUACUUUCUCAAAUUUUUUAUAAUUUGUAUAAUAUUUAAUCAGACAGUGCAUUUCCUGAUUGUGUUUCAAAUUUUGUAUCUUGGAUGAAUAAUGUUCAAGAUGAAAUUGACAGUUCAUUCAUUUUUUACCUUAUACAGCCAAAAUUAAAUUAAAUUAAACACUUGUGACAGUGGGUAAAUAUCUCCAGAGAAUAUAACAGAAUCAUUCAAGGUGAGUGAAUCACCAAAAAACACAGAGAAUUGAGUAUCAAGGCCAGAAAUCCUCUUGGGGGUAAAGGGUGGCCAACGCGUGAGGCUGACAACCUCACAGACAUCUGUGAGCUGAUUGCCUAGAGAAAA